Xenia sp. Carnegie-2017 is the source of this 2341-nucleotide messenger RNA. Its product is annotated as guanine nucleotide-binding protein G(q) subunit alpha-like. Gene Ontology annotation, cellular component: heterotrimeric G-protein complex. The coding region runs from base 258 to 1328 and encodes 356 amino acids. The record is from RefSeq and is a predicted model, not a curated record. Gene Ontology annotation, biological process: adenylate cyclase-modulating G protein-coupled receptor signaling pathway. NCBI's taxonomy places the organism in Eukaryota, Metazoa, Cnidaria, Anthozoa, Malacalcyonacea, Xeniidae. The transcript is spliced from 7 exons. Gene Ontology annotation, molecular function: GTPase activity; guanyl nucleotide binding; G-protein beta/gamma-subunit complex binding.
UAUAUACCGCGAUGCAUUGCGUAUUUCUAGAGCUUGUAACUAAAGCUCGAUGUGUGUUCAAACCUACGCCCUGCGAAAACCAAAACUUUGCAAUUCUCACUUAUAAUUUAACAACUGCCUGUUGGCAAUCGUAGUAGGAGAACUCGUUGCUCGCAUACGAGCGAAAGCGAGGCAAGAAAAGUUUGUUUAAAUAUCGGUGAAAGCCAACAAUCAAAUAGAGACGACAUAUUCUGGUCGACGCGUUUACAGGUUAAAAUAUGCCUAUCGGAGGCUGCUGUGUAAGCGCAGAGGAAAGGGAACAACGUCGAAUUAAUGAUGAAAUUGAGCGAAUACUACGUAAGGACAAGAAAGAUUCAAGAAGAGAGCUAAAGCUUUUGCUGUUAGGCACAGGAGAGUCAGGAAAGAGUACUUUUAUCAAGCAAAUGCGAAUUAUUCACGGUCAGGGUUACAGCGAAGAUGAUCGCCGUGGAUAUAUAAAACUUGUAUACCAAAAUAUUUUCAUGGCCAUUCACAGUUUGACCAGAGCAAUGGAAACUUUGAGAAUUCCUUUUGCCAAUUCGUCAAACGAGGAUUUAGUGUCGGUGGUUCGAAGUGUCGACCCUGAUUCAGUUACAUCUUUUAAAAAGGAGUAUUAUGAUGCCAUCAAAAGUCUUUGGCAAGAUAGUGGCAUUCAAGAAUGCUAUGAUAGACGACGGGAAUUUCAGUUGAGCGAUUCCUGUAAAUAUUACCUCAGUGAUUUGGAUCGAAUUGCAUCAUCGAGUUACUUACCUACAGAGCAAGAUGUCCUUCGAGCUCGUGCACCGACCACAGGCAUAAUAGAAUAUCCCUUUGAUUUGGAUACAAUUAUAUUUCGAAUGGUGGACGUUGGUGGACAACGAUCCGAAAGACGAAAAUGGAUCCAUUGUUUCGAAAACGUUACUUCCAUCAUGUUCUUGGUUGCAUUAAGUGAAUAUGACCAGGUGCUUGUGGAAUCUGAUAGCGAGAACCGCAUGGAGGAGAGCAAAGCCCUUUUUAGAACUAUAAUAACAUAUCCGUGGUUUCAAAAUUCUUCUAUUAUACUGUUUCUCAACAAAAAGGAUUUGUUGGAGGAGAAAAUCAUGUAUUCACAUUUAGCGGAUUAUUUUCCAGAAUUUGACGGUCCACAGCAAGAUGCUCAAGCCGCGCGCGAAUUCAUCCUGAGAAUGUUUGUGGACUUGAACCCUGAUACGGAUAAAAUAAUUUACUCGCAUUUCACUUGCGCCACUGACACGGAGAACAUUCGCUUCGUAUUUGCUGCCGUAAAGGACACAAUACUGCAGUUGAACUUGAAGGAAUACAAUUUGGUUUGAUUUGUUUGCACGUACAGUAAACAUCUAAAAUCAUUUGCAUCCGCUAGCUUGCUCGUUCCUGCCAAGACUUGAUGUAAUAGGAACAAAACUAUACCACGCAGAACUAUGCUAAAAGAUAAAAUCCUGUCUUGGGGGGGGGGAGGCUGGGGUGGAACUCUCUGAGAAUUUUUCAUCAUAGGCGACUAUAUUUCGCAACGAAUUCCCUUAUGGGUACUUUUGUGGCAGGGUAUUUUUUCUUUGUAUGAAGAAUUCAACUGCAGAGAUCGUAAACAAAUUAUAUCUGCAAUGUGCCGUAUUGUCGUCGGGCAAAGUGACCUUGUUUUGCUUUCUGAUAUUAUCAAUGAAUCAAUUCUACAUUCGUUUAUAAUGAAAAACUAGUUAGUACAUGCGAAAUUCAAUGGAUUUUUGUGUAUUGUAUAAUAUAGUUGUGAGAAUACCACCGCAUUGGUUGACUAGAAGUUUUUUUUUACUGUAACCAUAAAGUAGUACAGGCUAGGUUUUGAAAUGUGAAAAGGGUUCAUACACAAUGGUGUGUCGAAGGCCUUGUUUUUUUUUAUUCAGUAAGUUUUUCGUCGACAUUUGAUAAUCGUUCUGUGCUACAUUGUCUGUUAAUUUUGAAUUUUCACUUUAUAACUCGUAUCAUUAAUGUGUUGUUUUUUGUUAUGCAAAAGAUAUACAACACUCAAUUAUUAAAGAAUUAGUAAAUUUACAAGUACAAUACUUCGCUACAUUUUAACAACGUUUAUUACGACUACCUGUUCGAAAGCACAUGAUGAUAAUAAGUGAUUAAUUUACGAUCUUUGCAGUAUAAUGUUACUUGGCUUAUGUAGCGAGAUGUUUUAGGAAAGAGGACGAUAUUUUAUGAAUUUUAGAAAACCUCUUUGAUUGCAUCUCGUCCCUGUAUUUCAGUUAAAAACGAUUGUAUCCAUAACAAAAAGCGUAGGUAUAAACUAAAAUUGUCCUAACUUAUGCGUGUAAUAGUGUAUAAUAUUAAUAUUUGUCAUUCUCAGUCA